UCGCUACUCUCCACUAUUGCACCAGCCUAGAACGCUGUUGGCACAAAUUUGCAACCACAGACCAUUCCCUUGCACCAAUCCCAUCUCAGCUCCUCAACUGGGGAUAUCACAACUCCAGCAACCAAGAACACAGCCUUCUCCAAUUCCGGCGACCACCACGGGCGAAUUACACGAAGCUCAUCUAUUACAGCCUCGUGGUGGUCUGGAAGAUCUGUCCCUGUAUAAGUGAAGGAUUGUUCCUCCACACGUCUCUCGUCGUUCCGAAGAUGGAUGGGCCACUAGCGAGUGCUUCAACUGGGGUGAUGAACUCCCUGCUCGCCAAGCUCUCUGCGUUAGUUGAGGGGCGGUACGACCUCCUUGGAGGUAUGAAGUGUGAUAUCACUUUCUUGAGGGAUGAGCUUAGCAGCAUGAAUGCCCUGCUUGAGAAACUCGCAACAGCGGAGAAGCUCGACACACAGGCCAAGGUUUGGAGGGACAAUAUACGCGAGCUGAGCUACGACAUUGAGGAUUGCAUUGACAUCUUCAUGCACAAGCUGAAUCGUGGUGACCCUCAGGCAGGUUUCGCAAACAAGAUAAUUGAUAAGAUUAAGAAGCUAUGGUCACGCUACCAGAUAUCAAACCAGAUUCAAGAACUCAAGGCUCGAGUGGUUGAGGAGAGUGAGCGCCGGUUGAGGUACAAGUAUGAUGAGUCUAUUCCCAUUGUGGGCAAGAUUAAGAUUGAUCCGAGAUUGCCGGCGCUCUAUGUGGAAGCAGAGAAACUUGUUGGUUUCGAUGGUCCUAUACAAAAGGUCAUCGAUUUGUUGAUGAAGGACGACAAGACUCAACAACUUAAAGUGGUGUCUAUUGUGGGGUUUGUAGGCCUUGGAAAAACAACUCUUGCAAACCAAGUAUAUCAUAAGAUCAAAGGCCAAUUUGAUUGCACAGCUUUUGUUUCAGUUUCACGGAGUCCUAUCAUAAAGAAGAUAUUGCGUGAUCUGCUUACAGAACUAGGGAGUAACACUGAUGCAUCAGAUGAUGAGCGGCAACUCAUAAAUGAGCUCAGAGAAUACCUGCAAGAUAAAAGGUACUUAAUCAUUGUUGAUGAUAUUUGGAGCACAAUCGCAUGGGAGUUUGUCCAGUCUGCUUUACCUGAGAGUAACUUGCGCAGCAGAAUAAUUACUACUACAAGACAUUCUGAUGUAGCCAAAUCAUGCUGUUCAAGUUAUGAAGGAUAUAUUCACAACAUUCAACCUCUCAGUGACCAGGACUCCAAAAUGUUGUUUAAUAAAAGAGUCUUUCUAAGUGAGCGCCCCUGCCCACCUCACCUAGAAGAAGUUUCUCUGGCAAUCAUACAAAAGUGCCAUGGUUUGCCACUAGCAAUAAAUACAAUAGCUAGUUUGCUAGCUAACAAAUCUGAUGCAAUAGACCAAUGGGAGCAAGUAAGAGAUUCUAUGGUUUCUGGACAUAAUUCACAUUUAGUUCAAGACAUACUUUUGCUUAGCUAUUAUGAUCUUCCAUACCAUCUGACGUCUUGCUUCUUAUAUCUUAGUAUAUUUCCAGAGGACUGCAAGAUUAGUAAAGAAAAGUUAAUAUGGAGAUGGAUAGCUGAGGGAUUUAUCCCAGAUGUAAUAGGACAAACAUUGGAUCAAAUAGGAGAUAACUACUUUAAUGAUCUUAUCAACAGAAGCUUGAUACAACCUAUUGACAUAAUGUAUGAUGGCACGGCCAGAGCCUGUCGAAUCCAUGAUAUGGUGCUAGAUCUUAUUAUUUCACUGUGCACAGAGCAGAACUUUGUCACAGUAGUAGAUGAGCAAGUGUAUAAAUGGUCGACUAACAAGAUUCGCCGGCUCUCUCUCCUAUCCAGCUUUUUGGAGAAUGAUGUACUGCAGGAGAUUAUGAACAAGUGCUCACAGGUUCGUUCGCUUAUUAGGUUCCACGUGGUAGAUAAGGAAGCGCCUCAUCUGCCAAUAUUUCAUUCUUUAAGAGUAUUGGUUUUACGAUGUAAUUGUAACCUGGGUAAUCAUCAUAUCAAACAUAUUGGAAGCUCUUUGCAAUUGAAGUAUUUGGAAAUCGGUUGUCCUAGUAUUACUGAGCUUCCUGAGAAAAUCGGAGACCUGCAAUAUUUACAAACAUUGGACAUACAAGGCAGCAAAAUUGAAAAAUUACCACCAACCAUAGGUAAUUUGAAACAUUUGGUGCGUCUACUUGUUGAUUUUAAUAUAGAACUGCCAGAUGAGAUUGGAGAUCUGCAAGCAUUACGCAUGUUGUCACAUGCUUUCUCCUACGACUCUGUGAAAUUUUUGGAGCAGCUCAGACGAUUGAUCAACCUAAGGGUCCUUCUCAUAAGACUACAUGACAGCAAUGAACUUGGUUAUCAUGGCAAGGCGAAGUACCAGUAAGCUUUAGAGUCAUCUCUCACUGUAUUGGGUAGACAUGGUCUACAGUCACUCGAGAUUGACAGUAAUGAUUACUCGACAAGUAAAUUGAUGGAUCUAUUGUGCUGUGAUGCUCCAUUUCUCCGAAAGCUGUGCAAUAAGAGUUACAUCAGUAGGCUUCCACAGGGAAUGCAGUCUCUUGUGAAUCUUGCCCACCUUGACAUCCGUAUUACCUGCAUUAAACAGGAAGACCUCUGCAUCCUUGGUGCCAUUCCAACGCUGCUCUAUGUCAUGCUGACUUCAUUGGAAGCACCUACUGAAAGGCUUAGCAUCGGCCGAUAGCAGUUCUAUUACCUUAAGGAGUUUAUUUUUACGUCCUAUGGUGAAGGUGGGCUGAGGAUUGUGGCUGAACAGGAAGCUAUGCCAAAGGUUAGAAGUUUACAUCUUAGUUUUAGAGCAAAGGAAACAGAAUCCAAGAUAGGUUUUGAGUUCAGCUUCGUGCACCUUGCGAACCUGGAGCACCUCCGUGCCACCAUUGAUUGUUACAUGGCCAGUAGAAGCAGAGUGGAGGCUGCAGAGGCUGCUAUCAGGAACACAGCCAGCAUCCACUCGGGACAUCCUACACUGCAAAUUGAGAGGUAUAGGGAGUACGAAAUGGAGGAUGAGAAUGCUAAGGAACUGAGGCUGCAAGAUAAUAUACACAAGGAGUUCGUUCGGCAAGAGCACUCAGGAAAACGUAAGUGUUGUGAGGGCCUACUGCCAUACUAGUGCCCUACUGUAUGAAACAAUUUUUUUUUUAAUCAUAGACUUUCAUCACCGUUUUGUUCCAUUUCCUCACUCUGUUUUCCUUUUCGUGUUUGCUUUUGAGCUAGAAAUCUAUCAAGUUUGGGUAAUCCAUGAUCAUGUUUGUAACAUUCAGAACACACAGAUCAAUUUGCAGCUAUUUGCAUUUGCACUUGAU
This is a messenger RNA of Setaria italica (foxtail millet), 3315 nucleotides long. RefSeq names its product putative disease resistance RPP13-like protein 3. Lineage: Eukaryota; Viridiplantae; Streptophyta; Magnoliopsida; Poales; Poaceae. The record is from RefSeq and is a predicted model, not a curated record. Gene Ontology annotation, molecular function: ADP binding. The transcript has 2 exons. Bases 267 to 2378 code for a protein of 703 amino acids. Gene Ontology annotation, biological process: defense response to other organism.